This is a messenger RNA of Centruroides sculpturatus (bark scorpion), 740 nucleotides long. Its product is annotated as G protein-coupled receptor kinase 5-like. NCBI's taxonomy places the organism in Eukaryota, Metazoa, Arthropoda, Arachnida, Scorpiones, Buthidae. The record is from RefSeq and is a predicted model, not a curated record. The transcript has 4 exons. Bases 1 to 522 code for a protein of 173 amino acids.
AUGGCUCUCUUCUGUGAUGGGUCAAUAGAGAACUGCAAACAUUCACAUGCUGCUGUUUCUGCUCAGUUGUCAACUCAUGGGAUAUCCAUUUUCCCAGUUUGGACACACAAUCAAGAUCCUGCAAAUGCCAGUGAAUGGUUGAAAGGAUCAAAUGGAGUGCUGUGGCUAAUUCUUCAACCAUUUUCAGUGGAUUCUCCUCAACAGCUGCUCACAGAAGUUUGUUUUGCAGAUGUUUCAUACAAUUUUGUCGUAGAACAGCAACCAAUCGGAAGACUGCUCUUCAGACAAUUUUGUGAAACCAGAUCUAAUUAUAAUAAAUGUAAUAAUUUCUUAGAUGCAGUGGUUCAUUAUGAAGUUCAGUUGGAUGAAGAUAGGCCUGCUGUUGCUCAGGAAGUCUAUAAUAAAUACCUCAUACCGGAGUCUAAUGAAUUUGUCGAUGUCGUCAAUGAGGAUUUACGAGAGAAAUGUAAAUCCAAGUUGGAAAUAGCCGAAAAAGAACUUUUUGUGGAAUGUGCCAAGUAAGUUAUGGUUAUAAACUUAAAACAAUAAUACAGUGGAACCUCGCUUAAUGAGCAUAAUUCGUUCCAGAAUCUUGCUCAUAAUGUGAAACACUUGUUAAGCAAAAUAAUUUUUCCCAUAUAAAUUAAUGUAAAAUACGAUAUUGCAUUCCAUACUGAAAAAAAUACUCAAAUAUUUUAUGUAUAACAUUUAUUCAAAGAAAAUUAUACAAUAUAUAUUGU